AUGUUUAAAAUUACAUAGACUCAAAUUUUGGAAUGGGUGAAGGAUGGCAACGCUGAAACCCUGAGCACAUUCUUUGAAUCAAGUCUCCAACAAAAUCAGAAUGGAUUGAACUCGUUUUUCAAAAUGGUUGACAAGGAGAAACGAAAUGUAGUGCAUUGGGCUGCUUAUUUGGGCCAAUCGGCAUUGCUAGAGAAAUGGCUGUCAUAGCAUUCAUAAAUUAUUGACCUCAACCAGGUUGAUCUACACCACUACACUGCCGUGGAACUUGCUAGCAUAAAAGGUUUUAUGAAGGAAUAUAAUUCUUAAGUUCAGUUUAGGUUGAUCAAGUUGCUUCUUGAUCAUAAAGCCAAAAUGCCUACUGAGAACAAACACAAAAGAGCCAAUCCAUUGCAUUGGGCAUACUAUUAUGGAAACUUGGAGUUAAUUGAAUUUCUCUUAUCCAAUUACCAGGAUCUGCAAUAUCAAUUAGACUAAUUUGACAUGUAUCCAAUCGAUUACUUGUUUCUGGAAAACAGACCCGAGGAAUAUCAAAAAAAAUACAAGGCGAUAUUUGUGAAGACUGUGUAAGAGUACGCCUUUAAAAACGACGGUCAUCAAUUCAAGACUAUUAGGAAUUUGAACACUCAAAGAACUAUAGCCUUGGGAUCCUUGUAGAUCAAAUCAAAUAAUCUGGAAAACCCAGUUAUGAUCAAUGAUUAAAACUAGAAUUAGAAUUAGAAUUAGCUCCUUCUGAAAGAGCCAGCAAAUGAGUUGGAAAGCAUAGAUUAAGAUAAAAUCAAUUAACAUCUGCAAUGCGGAUAAACAGCAAUGACCUUAAUGUCAAAAAUACACCAAACUAGUACAACCUAGCAAAAGAGGGAUUCAAUCAGUUCCAGAAUUAGUUAAUAAUUCAAAUCCAUCCAGGAGAGAAUGAAGAAAUUACCUAGUAAAUACGUGCAGAAUGAACUCCCCUUUGAAGAUUCUUAAUAGGAUUUUCAUGAACCUGAAGCAGAGAAGAUUCCGUCAGUAAAAAUUAUCUAACCAACAAACACAAUCUUCUCGGAUCCUCAUCAAAACAUUACGGAAAACAUUGAAAAUCCCAUUACUUCUAAGAAUGAUAUAGAGAGUGAGCGAAAUCAAUUUAGAGUCUUGUUAUAAUCAGACGAUGAAUUUGGUAGACUAUUCAAGUCUAACAAUAUACCUUCUCGAUCUGAAUAAUCUAAAUGCAUGGUUUCACAAUAUUUAUAAUCAUAAGUUCCUUCUUAAUUUGGAAGACAAUUAUCCCAAGAAAUGCAAGCAUCACAAGAUGACUAUCGACCUUCAAUGAAUGAUAUCAGGCCUUCGAUGAAGGAUAUUUAAAGAGUAAGAUCUGUGAGACCUUCAUUGAAAAGACCUGGAUAGAAGUUGAUAACUAGGAAAAGCACCACCUUUAAUGAGACCUACACUAUCUACCAUUACACAAAGAGCCAGACGAAGAAAUAGUUAUUUGAAUGCAGAUUGCAGUUUUGGUCAGCCAGAAUUGAAUCAACAGAAUUCUUUAGUUAUUUUUUGAAACACAAAUGCAACCCAUUUUUAAUUUAAUAUCAAGGAUUCAAUUGUCUCCACAUUGCUGCCAACAAAGGGAAGUAUGAGAUUCUAAAAUAAAUCUUGGAAAGUGAAUACGAGUAUCAGGAAUUAAAAGACCUUUUAACAUUGCAUAGAUCAAUCACUGUAGGACAAUUCUCAAAGACAUACAUUAAAAAGGACAUAUUUAACAAGGUCGAAGCAUUUAAUAUGAUGACUGAAUAGAAUCCUUCUAAUGCAUUGCAUUUAGCUAUUGAGAUUAAUAAUUUCAAGUGCAUGAAAAUCUUAGUAGAACACGGCGUUUCAAUGGAUGUUUUGAAUCAUCGUUGCUUGAUGCCAAUAGAACUGACAUUCGAUGAAAAAAUGGUGAAGUACUACGAGAAUCACUAUCUCAAGGGGAAGGAGCAGAGUUUCAAUCUGAUGGGAUACAUGUAUGUCAUUUAGACUUCUGGGAAUUAGGACAUAUGUUAGGACAUUGUAUUGUUGUAAUUAUAGAAUAUCAGGCAGUCAUUCUAGCAAAGAAAUAUGGAAUUUGAAUUCCUCAUAAUAAAUACUCCAAAUUAUAAGUAUAUGUAAAAUGGAAAAGAGCAUUGUGUGAAGCAUCACUAUUAUGUGGUCAAGUUGUCAGCAGACACAAUCUACAAGUUGGCAGAUAUCUAUUAGAUUGAAUGCUAUCACUUUACAAAGAAGCAUUUAACGAAAUUUAAGUAUGGAGAUUAUGGUCAUUUUGAAUUCCCAAAACCAUUGUAAAUUCAAUAACUCAUCAUUAAUGUGUUAAAUGAGGAAUUUGAUUUGGAAAAGUUUGUUUUGGAAGGUUUGGUGACUUCCCAUUUUCCUUUGGAGGACAGUUCUAAGUCAUUAAAAGUUAAUGAAAUGUGGAAGGAUCUUCAAUACAAUUGCAUUAGAGAUACUAUCAGAAUAAAGACUCAUUAGAUCGCCUUGAGACCUUUGAAUUCAAUAGCAUCAUACUACGGACCUGUUAUUGCUUGGUACAUAGCCUUUAAUGUGUAAAUAGUGGGAUGGUUGAUUAUACCGGCUUUGGUUGGAUCAGCAAUCCAAUUAUAUCAAUUGAUUGCUGAUAAAAUUCACGCUGCGAUUCUGCCAUCUUAUGCUUUAUUUAUGUCUUUAUGGGCUACUCUAUUUAUGGAGAAGUGGAAGAACAGAGAAUCAGAACUCAAAUACAUUUGGGAUAUGCAUAAGUUUAAGUAGCAGGAGCCUCAGAGAGUCAUGUACACAGGACUUUAUACAGUUGAGCCAUGCACAAGCAAAAUUGAAGUGUAUGACUCUUUUACAACAUUCAAGAGGAGAAUGAUAGCUGAGUUUCCUGUGAUUUUGUUGGGGUUUUCAAUAAUUUUGGUGAGUUUUUUGGCAUUCAAUCAAUGGCAGGGGUAACAGGAUCCUUAAAGUGUGUAUAUGCCCAUAAUUAUUAAUUCAUUGAAUGGGGUUAGUAUGACUGUUUUAUGUGAUCUAUAUAAGCGUCUAUGCAAAUAUGUGGUGAAUUGGGAGAAUCAUAGAUUUAAUUCUGAGAUGCAGCAUUCUUAUGUUUUAAAAGUAUUUUUGUUUGAAUUUUUGAUAUCUUACAUUUCAGUAGUUUAUGCUGUGUUAUUUAAAACUGAUUAGACAUAAUUAGCAUUAUCAGUGGCUAGUAUAAUUAUUACAAGAGGUUUGAUUUCUAAUUUAUAAAGUAAUUGUCUACCCUAUCUAUUAUAUAAAUAUUUGAAGUGGGGUCUGAGGGAUCAAUUUGAAACGUUUUAGGUUUUCAAGGAAUAAUUCAAGAUUUGUGAUAUGUAGUAUGUGAAGGAGAAAUUGAAAUAGGCUCAGUAGAUCGAGUUCAUGAAGUUGAUGGAAGACAGCAAUAACAAAUAGCCAUAGAAGGACUUGUAUGAGGAGUAUACGAACAUUGCGAUACAAUUUGGAUACACGACUAUGUUUUCGCCUGCUUUUGCUGCAGCCCCUUUAUUUUUCCUGUUGAAUCAAUUUAUUAAUUUGCAAUUUUCAAUAUCAAAUUAUCAGAGAGUUCUAAGGCGAGAAAGAGCAUAAGCUGCUGACUCGAUUGGCAUUUGGUUGUCCAUUUUUGAAUUAAUGAAUUACUGUUCCACCUUCAUGAAUUGUCUGGUCAUAGGGAUAGUGAAUAAGGCUGAGUUUGAAGGAUUGAUAGGAGACAGCAAUCCACUGAUAUAAGUGUUGGUGUUGGCAGCUAUUGAACACAUGCUAUUAUUAGUAAAAUACUUAUUAGGGAUAAUGAUUCCGGAUUGUCCAUAUUGGGUUUCAAAGGAGUUGAGAAAGUAUGCAUAUUUUGAGGGAUAGAGUGCUAAAAUUCAUGAUGAUAGUGAGAUUAUUUUUUGA
Messenger RNA from Paramecium tetraurelia, 3888 nucleotides. RefSeq lists its product as uncharacterized. The record is from RefSeq and is a predicted model, not a curated record. NCBI's taxonomy places the organism in Eukaryota, Ciliophora, Oligohymenophorea, Peniculida, Parameciidae. The transcript is spliced from 7 exons. Gene Ontology annotation, biological process: chloride transmembrane transport. Gene Ontology annotation, molecular function: chloride channel activity; protein binding.